CCAUUUAUUCGCUGAACAAGAGAGCUAUGAUCUUCAUCAGUUCCCUCCAAAUUUAUUCUCAUGCGCCUGCUUCUGACAAGUUCUUGCUUAAUUCUCUUCAUAAACUUCUGGAUCCUGUUUAUCUCAUGAACAGAGAGGUACUGAAUCAGUUCAUUGCCUGAAAUCUCGUUGAGCUUCUUUUCUCUUAGGUCUUCGCAGAUCGAAAUCAAGUGAUUGAAAUCAUUUUUGUAUUGGGCUUGAGCCAUUUCAGAGAUGUAAUUCUUUCUGUUUCUAUUGGGUAUCCAAAGAUAUCUUCUUAUUGGAAGAAAGUUCUUGAGAAAUAUCAAUUUUAGAAAUUUUAUCCAUCCUGAAGUGAUCACCUUGUUUAGCUUUGAAACUGUUUUGCCUGAUCUGGGGCUCCUUGUACACCGUUCUUGGCUUGGAUUUGAAAGAUUCCUCAAAUGCUGCUAGUUCAGAAGUAUCUUGCUGCAACUUGCUCACUCGUUUCGCAUUGGACUUAGGAUGAAAUUAUGAAAUAAUGCUCAACGGCUUUGCUGGUGAGUUCACUUUAUUUCAAGCUCUGACUCUAUAUGAGUGAAAAAUUCCAUUUUGCAUGCUGAUUUUGAGGAUCUGGUGAGAGAAGCUGUCUUGAUUGUUGUUCUCAGAAUCACUAUCAGAUGCAACACUGCUGAUGCUUAUCUAAAAUAGAAGAAUAAUUUACCUUGGGACUUUUGUAAGAUUCUUUGUAGUCAAUUUUUGCAUUUGAUUCUUUAAUUUCUAUGCAAUAAGUUUAGAAUAUAUUAGAAAAUGCUUUACCAAAAUAUUUAGAAACAUUCUUAACGCCUUGGCAAAUAGCUUCUAG
Messenger RNA from Moneuplotes crassus, 841 nucleotides. The record is from the annotation of a GenBank genome assembly. Lineage: Eukaryota; Ciliophora; Spirotrichea; Euplotida; Euplotidae.